AGUUCAUUACUCGACUGGGAUGGAAUUUCCUUCCGCGGCGAGAUACAAGGUUUGUUUCCUUGGACCUUCAUGCACAUACAUGUAGUCGAUAGCUGUGAUGUGCACAAUCUGCUUGCCUAGCGCCAGCAGUGAUAUGACGGCGGCGGUGGAAAAUGACAACUUUGGAGUACUUGCGCGAGCGGCAGCUCAACCCAAGAAAGAUUCUUGCCUCGGGGACACAUCAAGGCUGGAAGCGUUCCUUGCUAGUUGAAUCGUUUCCUCUCGCUUGCCGAGAACGGCCACUAUGCUUUGGACAGUCGGACAAAGUGUUCUCUUCCCUUUGGCUGUCCGAACAUCAGGUCCUUUGCGGCACGAAAGACAAUCAGGUAUUACUCUAUGACACGGUGGUCAGCAAGCUGAUCAAGAUUCCCACUAUCCCACGGCCACUGGGUUUUAGGGGUGAGCAAUGCACGUCACCCCGUUCAGGUAUGCACAGUCUGGCUCGUAGUCCAUCCGGUGACAUGCUGGCGGCCGGUGGUGAAAAUGUGCGUGAUGUGGCCUUCUACCGACUACCCAGCCUUGAUCCGUAUGCUUUGGGAUUGGGCCACCAAGACUGGAUCUUUGCCCUGAAGUGGCUGAACGAUGACAUCAUCCUUUCAGGGUCGCGUGAUCACCGUCUGUCAGUCUGGUCCUUAGCAAACACACGCGAAGGCUCAGUUAUGUCGCCAGUUGCUUCGUAUUGCUUCGCCGACUCGGACCUGGUGCGCGACAUGGCGCUGUGUCAACGAAAACAGGAAGUAGCCUUGCUUUCUCCGAAUGGCCGCUUGGCUUUCAUGAACGUCAGCGUAAUGGUCAAGGUGCACACGGUCCAGACGCCGGCGAUAACGGACAAUGUGUGCGUGACGAUCAACGCCGAUCAGAGCAUGUACGCCGUGGGGUCGUCGGACUGCUUUCUACUGGCUGAUACGUGUUGCUGUUUGUGGAGGAGACGUGUAGCGUUGCCUUGUGGCAUACAGGCGGUGCGUUCGUUAGCAUUUCAGGACCAUUUACUGACAGUUGGCUGUGGCUCUGGUGAAGUUUUGACAUACGACACGAGAAACGAGAAGUAUCUUGGCAGCUUGUCUUCGCCAGCCAAGUUGGUGCCUCGCCAGGGAUAUAUGCGUGCCAGUGAUCUUCUCGAGUACCAAGCGCACAUUGGCAACAAUCGUAUCUUCCAAGCAGUCUACACGGUGGCUCACAGUCCGUCUGCUCAGCAGCUUUUCGUUGCAGGUGGCCCACUGAACGCUCCGUUCUUCGGCAAUUUUGCCUCCAUUUAUCAGUGACUUGUGUGUCUUUUCCUGUAUGGACAUAGCUGAAUUUAACUUCUUUGUAAGUGUUGCUGUUGUCUCUCUGACACACUAGAAGCUGUCAGUCGUGUUCCCCGACCCAUGCCAGUCGUGUUGACAGCUUGCCUGCUUUAUUCUUUGACUGGAGGUUUCGAAUGGCACACUGUUCCAGCUGUGCAUGCACUUCUUUUUAUCUCGCGACCUCUCUGUGUGCAAUGCGUCAUCGCAGGAUUUCGGAUUUCUCCCAUUCUCUCUAUCUUUCUCUACUAUACCUAUCGAUCACCCGCGUGCAGAUUUUCAUUCUUCAGUCGUAUUCAUGUCACUAUAGGGGGAAAGCGAAAACGGUAAAGGAAUUAGGCUAUUGUUUAGUAUCCGCUUUUCUGAUUACUACUUGCAUAGCCCUUGUAAGAAUCGUUUGGCUUCAUUUUAAUUCUGUCAUCCCUACUAGAGCUAGCUAGGAGACUGUGCAGAACUGGGCUAGCUAUUACAAUAGCUAUUAUAAUACUAUUUUGAUUCUUCUAGAUCUGCUAGGGUUUCAUUUUCUUCGAUACUUUCUAUCCGCUUGAUUCGAAUUACUUUUAGGUAGGUUUGAUUUCAAUUUUAGGUUUGAUUUCCUAUUCCUUUAUACACAGCAUUGACUAUUUAUUUCCUUUAUUCCUGCAGCAGCUCUAUCAUAUUUGCCACUGAUCCAUGUUCUCUUC
This is a messenger RNA of Sycon ciliatum, 2005 nucleotides long. RefSeq names its product DDB1- and CUL4-associated factor 12-like protein 2. The record is from RefSeq and is a predicted model, not a curated record. The transcript has 8 exons. Gene Ontology annotation, cellular component: nucleus. The coding region runs from base 153 to 1301 and encodes 382 amino acids. Gene Ontology annotation, molecular function: protein binding. Lineage: Eukaryota; Metazoa; Porifera; Calcarea; Leucosolenida; Sycettidae.